AUGAAGCCACCCCCUCCCCCUCCCCAGGAGUGCAUCAUUGACGAGGACUGCGGGCCCGCCAGGUAUUGCCAGUUUGCUAGCUUCGAGUACACCUGCCAGCCUUGCCGGGACCAGCAGACGCUCUGCACCCGGGACAGUGAGUGCUGUGGAGACCAGCUGUGCGUCUGGGGUCACUGCACCAAGGCAGCCACCAGAGGCGGCAACGGGACCAUCUGUGACAACCAGAGGGACUGCCAGCCUGGGCUGUGCUGUGCCUUCCAGAGAGGUCUCUUGUUUCCUGUGUGCACACCCCUGCCCGUGGAGGGUGAGCUGUGCCAUGACCCCGCCAGCCGGCUUCUGGACCUCAUCACCUGGGAGUUAGAGCCUGAUGGAGCUCUGGACCGAUGUCCGUGUGCCAGUGGCCUUCUCUGCCAACCCCACAGCCACAGCCUGGUGUACGUGUGCAAGCCGGCCUUCAUCGGGAGCCGUAGUGAGGACGGAGAAAGCCUGGUGCCCAGAGGGGCCCCCAACGAGUACGAAGAUGGCAGCUUCAUUGAGGAGGUGCGCCAGGAGCUGGAGAACCUGGAGAGGAGCCUGUCUGUGGAAAUGGCUCUUGGGGAGCCCGGUGCUGCCUCUGAGCUGCUGGAGGGAGAAGAGAUUUAGACCCAGGCUUGUUUUGUGGGUAGACAUGCAAUAGAAAUAGCUAAUUUAUUUCCCCAGCUGUGUCCUCUAGGUGUGGGCUUUACCGGGCUUUUUUCCAUGGCCUCUUCCCAGUACAUGUUCCCUCUGGCUUGAAACAAAAUGAGGUGCUGUGUAUUUGCCCAACACCCUCCCAGACUGUGCACGGUUCCCGUGCCUGGGGAAGAUGGGGGUGUAUGGGAGGGUGGAGGGCUGCUAAACUGGUCCAGAUCAUUGGCUGCUUUGCCUCUGCUGGUUGGCACCUGGCACAUUUCAUUUUGUUCUACGUCCCUUGGAGAUUUGUUGGAGGGGAGGCAAGGGGAAAGGAUGCAGA
Messenger RNA from Puma concolor (puma), 991 nucleotides. The record is from RefSeq and is a predicted model, not a curated record. Lineage: Eukaryota; Metazoa; Chordata; Mammalia; Carnivora; Felidae.